This is a messenger RNA of Lethenteron reissneri (Far Eastern brook lamprey), 6453 nucleotides long. Its product is annotated as microtubule-associated proteins 1A/1B light chain 3B. NCBI's taxonomy places the organism in Eukaryota, Metazoa, Chordata, Hyperoartia, Petromyzontiformes, Petromyzontidae. The record is from RefSeq and is a predicted model, not a curated record.
CAGUGUUUACAAUCUGCCCGUACGAGCCAGAGGCUUCUGUUGUUGUUGCUGCUGCUCCGCGUCUCCGUCGUGUCGCCUCAAUUUUCUUAAUUUUUUAGUUGCACAUUGCGCGUGUAGUUUUUAAAAAUAUAUAUCUAUACAGCCCUUUGGCUUUCCACUCGUUUAUUGUCCGCUUUUGUAGUUUCCCGAGCGACUUCUUCAAAGUUAUUGUCGUAAACAAAAGGGGGACGAGUAGAAGCCGCGAGGAGGCCCCGAGGGAGCGAUGCCGUCGGAGAAGUCCUUCAAGCAGCGGCGGAGUUUCACCGAGAGGGUGAAGGACGUGGAGCUGAUCCGCUCUCAGCACCCCAACAAAAUCCCGGUUAUCAUUGAGCGAUACCGCGGAGAGAAGCAGCUGCCAAUGCUGGACAAAACCAAGUUUCUGGUGCCGGACCAUGUCAACAUGAGCGAGCUUGUCAAGAUUAUACGGCGCCGUCUGCAGCUGAACCCCAACCAGGCGUUCUUUCUGCUGGUGAACCAGCGCAGCAUGGUGAGCGUGGCGGCGCCCAUCUGCGAGGUGUACGAGCAGGAGCGCGACGACGACGGCUUCCUCUACAUGGUCUACGCCUCGCAGGAGACCUUCGGCUUCUGAGCCGAUCCGAUCCUCAGCCGACGACUUUUCAACACGGCCGCGCCCGGACCUCGCCGCCGUGUGCGUCCUUACGACUCUCGCCACGACCCCGACUAAUCGCCGCCUCUUUAUUUCCCUCCAUCCCUCUCCCCCACCCCACUCGUCAUCCCGCCAACCUGCCCCACUUCCCCCUCCCACCCCCGGCACACUGUCCUCCUCCGAACCUCGCAUUUUGUUUAAUUUCAUAGCUGCCAAUGUUCUGAUUUGAUGGACCGUUGUACGUUUCUCCGUUCACGCCUACCAGUUUUUUUUUAUUUUUGACCGUGCUCUGUUUUGAAGCGAAACGGGAUGGCAAACCUGACAAUUACCUUGGAAUUGCGUCCGGUCGUAAUGUCGGAUGUUAAUAUGAAGCCUAAGAUAUCACGCAGCUCAUGGUUGGCGCGUGCAUACCACUGCUAAUUAUGACCUCUCGUUUGCUCCCCUUCCUGACGAGCACCUGCUCCGUUUUCUGCGCUGUAAGGAAUUAGGGAAAUAUCAUGGCAUGCUCUUGUUUUUUUGACGGCAAAAAAUUGGAGCAUGCUUAGCUCCCCUUUUGACUUUCCUAAGUUGGCAGCUAUGUAAUUUAAUUAUAAUGUUUUUAUUUUUUAGACUGGCAGUGGUAGUGCCAUCUUGACUUGGCUGCCCCAGCGGGUUUGCUUGUUCCGAGGGUGCCACCCGCUGCAAACGACUGACAAUUCAGGCCGAUUCUUCAGGAGCCUUUUGUUGACAUUUCGUGGACUCUGUAUCCUCAAGCCGUGGAUACACGGGGGGCCACUUGUUUGUGAUCCUAGGCAAGAUUCUCUCUCUCCACGGAGGCCUGAACACCGGCAGGGCUUACAGCCAUAGUGAUUCCCCCCCCCCACAAAAUUUGCAAUGAUCCAACUGGGGAACUUUGGAUAAUAACUCCGACACUGUGAUAGCAACGCGUGUACAACGUGGCAAACGCGCGAAUUAGCAACAAUUGCAAGCGCGAGUACAUUUUUACAACACGGGAAAUGUAAAUUGGUACAUUACAAACCAGCCGUGCGCGUUGGAAACGGGGAGUCGUGAUGCUGCCCGAAAUGCGAUUGGCGCCGCGUUUAAUUGGCCCAAACGGGCAGCCAUGCUUUUCCCCUCGCUUGUACCCACGCAGUUCCCCGAUGAAGGUUUAUCAAAGGAUGUUUCGAUGCCACCAAGUUGUCAUCGUGUUCCCGUGACUAAAACGAUGGAAACCCGUAAACUGAGGCUUUUCAAAAACCGUUCCCGUUUGCAAAUUGCUCACCUUGGCUCGUUUCGGCAAUGGCGUUACUAUAUCACCAGCAGCGCCGUCGAUAACUACCACGACAGCGUGCUGCCCGCCCUGUGGGGGAUGACCGCGUCUCGUUUCCAACGGUCGUUUUCAACGUCCCGGGAUCAACCGCGUUGCUCUCUGAAGCGCGGGGGGACAUUUUUUUUAUUUUAAAGAAAUGCUGGGAAGUUGAGAGGCGCCCAGAGGCUUUUUUGUUGUUUUAAGUUCACUAACUACAUCGGCUGCACCUGUGCAAGAACUUUGUUUGCCUUUACCACCUUCCAGUUGUUGCUGGGUACAAAAAAAAAACGUGUAGCAUUCUUUCACCAGCGAUAGCUAAAUUGUGUUUGUGUUUUUUUUCUUCCGUAGUCGAGUUUAUUUACGAUCUGCUUCGUAUUAAGUCGCUGUCGAGUUUUGUUUUCCUCGCAGUGACCUUUUUCUUUUUGUUCACUCGUAGCUUUUAAGUUGCCCGAUUUUCUAGUCCCGUCAAGGCGUUUGAACCGCAUCUAUCACCCGCUUAUUGUACGCGACGAACGCGCCUCAUAUUCGACAACGCGAGCCGCAAGAGCCCGUUAAGCAAAUUAACCUACCAAAAUAUGAUGCUUUGCACAGGUAAAGGUUUUAAAAGUGACAUUCUUUCUGAAAUCGUUGCAUAUUACUUUAAACUUAAGAUACCGCGAGAUAUUAUUCAAUUGCUUCCUGUAUUUUAAAAGCGUUCGUUUAUUGCAAACUGUUUUAAAAACUUAAAACUUCAUGGUGAUCUGUGCUUCCCCCCCCUCCCCAUUUUACUGUUAAAACUUUCUCAUUUUCCACUUUGCUCGCGGUAAAGUUUGUGCAUGGAGUUGAAUUUUGAAAUAAGCUGGCGCUUUUCAGCGUCAUAGUGGACCGAUAGCCCCCUUGUGCGCAUUUAAAAUCCCAGCAUCGCAGUCUUUUGCAGCGCAGGAUAUAACGCUGAACACGUUAAGUUAUGAAUACGCCCAUGCAUGUGCAGCCCUGUUGUCAGUCCACUGCUGGAUGAGGGCCUCCCAAUGCCGUGCGGGUCAUGGGGGUUAUACUGACCACACUUCACCCUGGUCAGUGCAGGGUUGACAAGGCGAGAAGCACGUACGUUGUGAGCAUGGUACAGUGCAAAAGUGAAUGUUGGUGCACUGCCCUCUGACAACGUAGCCCCGUAGCGGCCUGCAACGCCCGGUUUCUAGCGUGGUGGUCGCCCAUCCAAUCGCUAUCCAAGUUGAAACCCCGCUUAGCUUCCAAGAUGUGACGAGAUCAAGUGCACUGUGGGUGACUUGGGCCGCCGGCGUGCACGCAUUGCCGGGAUGAGCGAGACAUUGGGCCGCACCGUUGCGGAGGAACAAACUUGCGCUCUUGCCAUCUGGGAGCAACAGAAGGCGCCGGAGCUUUCUACGGAGCCUGGCGACCAGUGCCCAACUCACGGCACGGCCAGAUAGAGCGCCAGAUGUGGCAGUGCGCAUGCUAUGGCGAUGCCAGGGCCACGGUGAGGGACGAUGGCCGGGUGGCGAGGGAGAUCAGAACGCUGAGCUGGGACCGCUGAGAUGGAUUCUAAUGCAGGCGACUGUCCGUAAUGAGAUGAUGCCCACGGCCAACGACUGCACAUAAAUACCCCUCGCAUUAAAUUUGGUUUUGCGUUAAGUUUCGGCUCCAUUCUACCUCUUGAAAAUUAAAAAAAUAUAUCGGUUUGAUGGACGUCGCUCUCGGUGGCUCGAAAGGGAUCUUUUCGUGGUCGCUCCGUGAUGUCCGCUUCAACGGCCGCUCUCUUCAAGUGGGCGGGGGUGGGGGUCGUCGCACUAUUUGGUGACGUUUUCAAAUAAUAACCGCUUCGUCUCGUGUGACGUGUGGCCGAUGUCACAACUGGGAUGAAAAUGGAGAAAGACAAAUAAGUAUGGCUUUCACGACCAAUAUCCAUAACAUAGGUUGUUUGAGUUAGAGCUACCCCAAAAAAAACUUUAUUGUGGAAAUAUAAUGUGGAUUGCGGCACAGGGCGAGGUUUACAUGCUGGGUGGCCUGACACCUCUCCCACUCUUGAGGAGGGGGGUGGGGGAUGAGCAGUGGCGGUCACACGGAGUCCGAAGACUUUCAGGAGGGUCCCGCGACAUUGGGAUGAGUGGCCAACACCAAUGACAUUGUGUUUGUGUGCGUGUUUAGCUUUGGGAGGAAUCGCAUGGAGAAGAGCGGUAGAACAUACAAAUGCCACACAGGAAAGCGGCAAAUUCGGGAAUGGAAUCAUUUUUGCCCUGAGGCGCAAGUGUGAGCACUGCACCACAUUUGCCGAUGAUGGGCGCUCACGUGUCGGUCGGUCUAGUGCAGCCGCCUCAAACCCUAAGACGUCUCCACCCACGCCUCCCCGUGGACCUCGGCAGCCCUCGACCUUAGCCGGGGCGAGCCGUGCAGCCGUUAAAUGCCGAGACCCGUGUCUCUCGGACUCCGCUCAAGGAUAAUGACACGCGGAAAAUGUGACGUGCAGUCUGCGAAAGGCACGAUUGUGGCCAUUGGAUCGGUCGACCUGCCAUGCCUUGCAUGCCAUGUGACGUGACCAUAUUGUGUGCAGGCUUUCACCUCGCCUUGUGUGUUUGGCCACCGACUCGAAACGAGUCAAAAUUGUGGCCAUAUUAUUUUAGAGCCUCUCUGUGCACCAGUGUAACGCCUUGCUAGCUAUCUUCAGUGCAGUGUGGUCAUCAUUGCCUCGGGGGUAUUUAUGGGCAUGUCACAUGACACGCAAGGCACGACGUUUGGUCCGAUCCAACAUCACAAUCGCACUUUUAGCUGCCUAUAAGUUGCCCAUUCCAUGUCUCGGCUUUAUUCCUCUUGUUCGUUUCCAACCUGCAUGUGCUGUUCUCUCAGAUGAGAGUCUCAUCAGUUACUGAGAGUGUUAGAAUCGGUUUUGCUUUUCAAGGCUGUUUCGUCCAACUUUAAAUCACAAUUCCCCCCCCAACCAACCAUAAUAAUUGGCCCUCAAAUUAACGUUGAGUUUGAAGCCGACGUCAUGGCUAAAGGACACCAGCUACCAAAGGGAGCAGCGAAUCGUCCCCGAUCGUAAUGAAUGAUGCCGAGCCCGGCGGCCCAUGAUUUUCGGUGCGUGUGUGUUCUAUUAGGAAGCGCGGCGCUGGUUUUUGUCGAAUUGCGUAACAGCCGCAUUUCCAAAUGGUUCUAAAUUGAGAUAGUUUCUGCGCUGUACUGUUGCUUGGCAGUCCGCCCCAUUGUCAGGUUAUGUAAGAUCGCGGCUGCUGGAAAACAUUCGCAAAUGCCAUUGAUCGGGGGGGUGGGGGGGGGUGCAAAAGGUGUUGUCAUUUUAGUUGGCGUCGUCGCGCUAACGCCUCUACAGGAACACGACCGCUCCCACGUGGUCGAGGCAAGUUUAUCCGCUCGGGUCCAUUGAAUGAGUGCGUGGCGCAUCUUUUAUUGGGCGUUUCACAUUUCUCGACAUGGGGUUCGGGGGAGAAGGGGCGAGGGCGAAUGCAGUGCCAUGUCCUGUCCCCAUCUACAUUCGCUAAAGCUGCUCGCACCGCAACGUUCAAUGUUUCUCGCUGACCGGGUUAAAGUUACGUGACGGGACAGCAGGCGCGCACGGAUACCACCAGGGGCAUUGCGCAGCGUUUGGCCACUGAUUAAAGCCCCCCCCCCCCACGGCUGUACAUAGCUUUUUCUACAAACGUGGGGGUGACAGCGGUAGGCGACAGUCACGUUCUGUGCUGCGCGGUUUAGGUGCAACUUUCGUUCCUGGAGCACAGCACCCGUGCCGGGACGAUCGCCUUGCCGUGCGUCCCGAGCUCUGAUCUCCCCGCCCGCAGGGCUCCGUGCAAGAAGCAUGCCCCUCGUGUUCAGUGUGAACCGUCGUGCCCUGUGUGUGUGUGUGGGUGGCUUCCAAUCGGUCGAGAUCUCGUAGCGCCAGUCCCUCUCUUCUCUCCCCGCGCCAACGUGAAGCGUUGCAGAAGCGAUGAUGACCAGCAUGUCACGUGAUCGGUGCAUACAUCCAGUAAAAAAGAACGUACACACAGAAAUAACGACGUCAAGCGUCGGCAAAGUUUGACCGAACUUCGCCUAAAGCCCACGGUGUGGUUGAUACGCAUGGACUUGGCACGCAUGCACGUGGGGACGACUAUUAGACAAACCACCCCGCCUCUUGUCAAAUCGCGCUUUGGGUGCUGGUACAAUUAACUCUGCCUAAUAGAUUGUUGCUUGUAGGUAUACGCUAGAGUAUUCACAGAUUAUCACGUGUAACUUCCAGUCGCAGUCAUGUUUUCUUUUAUUUUGGAGCACUUUAAACCCGCGGCUGUGUACAUUUUGCUUUCAGUUAUUCACGGCAGAUUCCCUGUGGGGGGUGAACAGCGACUCCUGUUUGCAUUCGGAGGAUCAAACCGGAGCCAACCGUUUGGAUUGGAUGCAAAGAGGGGAAGGGGAUGUCUGGAUCCGAGGGUUAAGAAUGUUUCGUUUACCGGCAUACAUUGUGUCACGUGUGUGGGUUGUGGUUUAUGGUUGCUUAAGUGUACUGCGGCAUUAAGUUAAAUAAAAGUGAACAAAACUG